CAUCAAUUUCCCCCCAUACUGUGCUGCUAUCUUUUCUGGAGCGAUUUUUUCUCGCCUCAGCGUAGUACAUACCAACCUCUUGUUCCGUCUCUCAUCGUCCUGUCAUUUGUUACUGGGCACUAUUCCUCUACGAACUGCUUCGCGCUACAUAUCACCCUUUACGCAAGCUGCUUUUGGCUCGCAGACGUUUGCCUGGCCUCCACGCCACUUUCUGGCAACUACACCGACGAGUACGUGUCGCACAGUAAACAAAGGCAAUAUGGGGCUUGAUCAAGGACGAUGUCCAGGCGACCGGCAUUCAAAGCGACACACUCCAUCUGCUAGUACCACAGACGCAGACGCGGCAAGUCAAAACACAGAACCCCAACGGAUUGGCUCGGUACACGAAGAAACAGUACCCCUAAAGGGCGUUGAGACAGACACAUCGGGUGUGAACUUCCCUCGAGCAAACUCGGACGACGUGGCAAACCCGUCCAUGAGCUCGUCAGCCAGCACAGCGGCCGUUUCCACACCAGUCUUCCAGUCAAGCAGACUUAAUUCAUCCCCGAGCAAGACCAAACCCAUAGGAGCUGGCUCGUCUCAUACCCUACAAGCGGAACGAAUAUCCACAGAGUCGUCAAAUUCCGGAGCACGACCUGCGGAAAUCAAGGAGUCGAACAACGCCAAAAGAAGUACUGGCAGAUCGAUUCUGAGAAUAAGUUUCCUCAUUGGACCGCCCAUCACCAAAGCCACUCUAUCGGACCUCGACGUGGCGCGCAUUAUACGAAACGCGAAACUGCGCCAUGACAUCAACUUCGACCCCGAUUUGCAUUUUCGACCCAACAUCCUGGGCGAUAGGGGGAAGACAAAGCAGGAGCACUCGCGGGCGUUUUGGAGGACUCUGACAGAACAGCUGAACAUGUUUGUCGACGAGAACAGACGGUCCGAGUUUAUGGAGCGCUAUGCGCACAGCGAUGAGUGGUGUCUGCCCCUGCUCUUGCAGACCAUCAAGGAGAUUGUGGAGACGCUCGUGCCGGGGCAAGACCGCAGUCUCAUGGAGGAGGCACUGAAUGUAAACUUGCUGAUGCAGCAAUUCUACAAAGGCAUGCUGAAUCUGGAAGGAAUGGCCGAGUGGUUAUCAGGUGUGCUUAAGACGCAUUGUGCCCCCAUGCGUGACGGGGAGGUUAACAACAUGUUGGCACGUUUCCGCAUUGGAAGUCGCGAAGGCAACGUGGAACAACUGGUCAUGGGUAUGUGCGAGCUUUUGAGUGUGCUCGAGCAUAUGAAACUGGACUUGGCCAACCACUAUCUUCGCUGGAUGCGGCCUGCUUUCAUCACGGAGACGGUUCAUUACGAGCAGCGCAGAGUCAGCAAGGAGAUUGCAACAUGCAGGCUGGACAUAGGACGGUCAAAGUUAUGGUAUCGUCGCGCACAGCUCAAGUACGCCCAUGAGUCCACUAAAGGCUUUGGCGACAUGUCCAUCUUUUUCCGUGCCGUUGCGCGCCUCGUGCGACCUUCUCGCGCGCAGGAAGAAGAUGCGAUUCCGCCCGAAACCUUCCACUACGACAAGGACAGGCUGCUACGCAUUCGCAAUGACGUUCUCGACGCUGUGAACAUUGUCAUCUGCAUGCGUGUCUACGAACACGUCCUACGCAUUCUCGGCAAGCGCCAAGGCGAGACGGAGACAAACAACUUGUACGUAUCCUUGGUCGCCAUCCUCCAGUCGACGUCCGCCACUAUCGAUCAAGCCAAGCGCUGGGCGGAGGCUGUCCCUCACAUGGCCGUUGAGAUCUUCCGCCAUGCUAAAGCCCCAUCCUAUAUGCUCGCCAUGGUCGAGUCCGCACUUGGCGAAGUCCUUUCUAACCCCCACGACGAACUCUUCGUAGACGUGGAAGCCGACUAUCACCGGCGUCUUUUAAAGGACCUCUGCAACCGCGUUCGGGAAUACAAUGGGAUGGCUGCCACACGGCAAGUCGUCGAUCAAUUGUAG
This is a messenger RNA of Emericellopsis atlantica, 1969 nucleotides long. Its product is annotated as T-complex protein 11. The coding region runs from base 260 to 1969 and encodes 569 amino acids. NCBI's taxonomy places the organism in Eukaryota, Fungi, Ascomycota, Sordariomycetes, Hypocreales, Bionectriaceae. The transcript has a single exon. The record is from RefSeq and is a predicted model, not a curated record.